This is a messenger RNA of Misgurnus anguillicaudatus (oriental weatherfish), 2410 nucleotides long. RefSeq names its product occludin. Gene Ontology annotation, biological process: bicellular tight junction assembly; positive regulation of transcription elongation by RNA polymerase II; snRNA transcription by RNA polymerase II. Gene Ontology annotation, molecular function: cis-regulatory region sequence-specific DNA binding. Gene Ontology annotation, cellular component: membrane; bicellular tight junction; transcription elongation factor complex. NCBI's taxonomy places the organism in Eukaryota, Metazoa, Chordata, Actinopteri, Cypriniformes, Cobitidae. The record is from RefSeq and is a predicted model, not a curated record.
CUAGUAAAUUUUUAGCACGAAAGGAAGUUUAUUUUAGAGAGGCUAGUGCAUUUUCACACACAUCUCAUUGAGGACACCAGGACCGAAGAAACCACAUAAUCAGACGUCUGAUUUUAGGAGACAGAUGCUGAUUGUGACUAUUAAAGAGAAAGACUUUAAACCAGCACCUGUUCAUUCACCUGCGCUUCUGUCUGGAACAUACUGUUGACGUCUGCUCGAGCUGAAAACGGAAUCUGAAAAAGAAAAUCCGGAGAAAUAAAUAUUAAGAAAACGUCGUUGAAAAGAUUGCCAAUCAUCUUUAAGAGAUGUUUGAGAAACAGCCCUACGAUAGUCCACCUAGGUACAGCCCACCUACCAAUGGCUUUGGACCACCGGGGAGCUUUCACAACCCACGGAGUGAAUUCGAUCCCUACCCUCCACCUCCAGGAUCUUACUAUUUGGGCGAGGAGGUGCCGCAAAAUUUCUACAAGUGGUUCUCCCCUCCGGGAAUUGUGAAGAUUAUGGUAGGGAUGGUUAUAAUCCUCUGCCUCGGAAUCUUCGCUUGCGUGGCUUCUACUCUAGUUUGGGACAUGCAGUAUGGAUACGGCAGUUAUGGAGGUUCCUAUGGUUCCGGAUAUCCUGGAUAUGGGUACGGAAGUGGGUACGGAUACGGAAGUAAUUCUGGAUACGGAAGUGGCUAUGGCUACGGAAGCUAUUACAAUUCUUACCCAACUCCCUACUCUGCAAAAACCAGCAUGAUCGCCAUCGCCGCCAUAAACUUUAUCAUCUGUUUGGGGUUCUUUGUAGCCUGCUUCUCCAAAUCGAGCACUUUCCGUAGUAGAAAAUUCUACCUGGUGGUGCUUGUCGUUAGUGCUAUAAUGGCAGUAAUUCAGGGAAUAAUAAACAUUGUGUACAUUGUAGGAGUGAACCCUAUGGCCCAAAGCUCCUCUAGCAUGUACUACAACCCCAUGAUCGUGAUGUGUCAGAAUCUCUACGGCAGCAGUGUGACUGGAAUGGGUGCAGGUUUUCCUGGCUAUAACCAGUACUUGUAUCACUAUUGUUACGUGGACCCUCAGGAGGCAGUUGCAAUGGUUUGUGGUUUCAUGGUUGUGUUUGCGCUGGCCGUGGCUGCUUUCUUCUCCUAUAAAACCAGAAGUAAAAUUUGGCACUAUGGAAAACCAAACAUCCACUGGGAUAAACCGCUGAUAGCAGGAACUGAAGGAAGAGACGUUGAGGAUUGGGUCAACCAUGUACAGGAUGGACAGAGCGUGCACGAGCCGUCUGUGGUCUUUUCAGAAAAAAUGACUCCGGUUCUGGUAUCGGCCCCCAGCGUGGGCUCCAUUCCUCACAAGACUGCCAGUGUCUUCAGUUCUGAGACCCACAAUAUCAACAGUUAUUCUGAGCGGACUUUCAGUCGUCCAUCUAAUUCUACAUCUCCGUAUGGAGAGAUGAGCUCCAGCCCCUCGGAUCAGACAGACACCAUCCGCAAACCAUCUGCCAACAGAAGCAAGAAACGCCGCAAGAACCCUGAGCUGGAUGAAUCCCAAUAUGAAACCGAGUACACGACAGGGGGAGAAAAUAAUGAUUUGGAUAAGGAUCUAUGGAUACGCUUGUAUCCUGAGAUUACUUCUGAUGUCCAGCGACACGAGUAUAAGAAAGAGUUUGACUCUGAUCUCAGAACCUACAAGGAACUGUGUGCUGAAAUGGACGACAUCAAUGAUCAAAUAAACAAACUCAGCAGAGAGCUGGACACACUGGAUGAGGGCACUUCAAAGUACCAGGCUGUAGCAGAGGAAUACAAUCGUCUUAAAGACCUUAAACGGAUACCAGAUUAUCAAAACAAGAAGCUCCAGUGUCGCAAACUACGUCACAAGCUUUUCCAUAUUAAGCAGAUGGUUAAGAGCUAUGACCGUGAUCACGCAUAAUAAGCUCCAUUACACCAAUCAACACUCCUGUAUUAAACUGUGCAAGGGCGGCCAUGACGAAAACUGCAAACGUGUGACCAAAGUUGCCCGAAUCGUAAACUGCACCUGGUGCUUAUGAUUAACUUUAACCCUGAAGAUGGUUGCCUUGAAAGCAUAAUGCAGGGAUUGCAUUCAGCCUUCAUUUCACAUGCACUGGACAGGGAAGUUAUUCUAUUACUUGGAAUCUGUUUUCCUCACAGUCAGUGCAUUCCUACUGUAUAGCCUUGUAAAAUGCAAUGAAGCAUUAAAAUAAUGUUUUAAUGUUGCUUGUGUUUAAUAUGGGUGUGAAUGCUAGUGUCAAGGUCAGCUGAUUGCAGUGGUGCAUUUGUUCAAUGGAGGAAAUGUACUUUGGACAAUCUUCUCUGACCGAGUAAUUCUACCUGCUAUAACAUCUAUGCAAUUAGUUUCCUUGUCGUAUUUGUGUUAUUAUGUGUUGUUGAUAAAUGUCAAGGUGUAAUUGCUGAGGC